UCUCAUAAAUCUUCAUCUGGUUCAAAGCGCAGCGGGGAGAGACGCGCGACGAAAAUCGGUCAAACCUGGAAGAACUUUCCAGCAGGUGGUCGUGGACUAGAACGCGUAAUUUGGCCUUCUCCAACUCCGUAACAAAAUCGUCGAAGCAUUCGCUUUGACUGUUUUCCCUCAAAACAGCGGAUCGUCCAAAUUUUCUCAAGUCGUAGUCUCGAAACUUUGAAGAGACGCCCCCAGCAGCAAGAUGGCGCCCAGGCUCGUAAAGGAGUUGCGGUCGUUUUGGAAGUCUAUCGUCUUCUUUCUCACACCCGUAAUUCUGUGUCCACUCCCGAUCUACUUCGCCUCAACAGAGCACAGCAAGAUUGCAGCCUGUGCCUAUGCUGUGAUCAUCAUGGCGGUGUACUGGACCACAGAAGUUCUACCGUUAGCCGUCACAGCCCUUCUUCCCAUCAUUCUGUUUCCCAUGCUGGGGGUCCAGCCAUCAAAGGACGUCUGCAUCAACUACUUAAGGGACAACAAUUUCCUGUUUGUUGGAGGGCUGCUGGUUGCUGUGGCCAUAGAACGGUGGAACCUCCAUAAGAGGAUAGCACUGAGGGUGCUUCUGACUGUGGGUUCAGAGCCAAGAUGGUUGAUGUUAGGAAUGAUGUCAGCCACAGCGUUCCUGUCCAUGUUGAUCAGCAACACCGCAACAACUGCCAUGAUGGUCCCCAUCGCACAGGCCAUCCUCUCAGAACUACUGAAAGAAACAGGAAGGGAUGAAGAGAGGAAUAUUCUGUCUUCUGAUGAAAAAACAGAAAAGUAUGAGGAUGCACGGACAAUUCAACUCAAGGAAAUACACAUGGAAGAAGGUGACAAUGACUUUGUUGAAGAUGACACAACAGUAGUACCAGAGGAACAGGGCUUGCUUCAUCAUUUACAAGUGCGGGCAUUAGGCAAGGGGGACAAGAUAGGCAAGGGUCUGUUGUUGUGUAUCUGUUACGCUGCCAACAUCGGAGGCACCGCUACCCUGACUGGUACUGGCCCUAACCUGGUCAUCACACAGGCUGUGGACACACUGUUCCCCGGGGGUCCAGGGAUUGACUUUGUGACGUGGUUCACCUUCGGCUUCCCCUGCAUGGUCCUGGCUCUUAUACUGGCCUGGAUCUGGCUACAGUGCAUGUUUCUGGACUGCAGGUGCCUGCUGGGAUGCAUCAAACAGAGAGGGUGUAAGGGACGGUGUAAACGAGACCGCGACAACGCUGCCUACAGGGUCAUCAGGAAACAGUACGACGAGCUGGGACCUGUAUCGUUUGCAGAGAAAGUUGUACUGUUCCACUUCGUCCUGUUGGUGCUCCUGUGGUUUUUCCGGGACAUGAAGUUUGUGAAACUGCAGAAUAAGCGGGCUGCUGGGUGGACCUACUUCUUUCAGAAGGGCUACAUGACAGAUGCAGCCACAGGUAUCAUGGUUGCCAUUGUGCUGUUCUUCUGGCCAUCCCAACCUCCCAACUUCAUGUGCUGCAGAAGGAGGACAGAUACACGCCCAGCCAAGCCGGCCCCACCCAUCCUAGACUGGGCCACAGUACACCAGAAGAUGCCUUGGAGUGUCGUCAUCCUCCUUGGAGGAGGGUUCGCACUUGCAGAUGGAGUCAAGGCUUCAGGUCUCUCUGAUUGGAUGGGACAGGGCUUCCGAACGUUUGCGGGGUUUCCCGUUGUCGCCUUAGCACUCAUCAUUUCCAUCAUCGUGGCCUUCAUAACAGAGUUCACCAGCAACACCUCUACUGCUGCCAUCUUCCUACCCAUCCUGGGAAAACUGGUAUCAGGCCUGUCUAUCUGGCUGAGUGAUGCCUUUACUAGUCUAGCUGGAGUCCCCCCUGCUGUCAUUGCACUGCUCAUCUCCGUCAUAGUGGCCUUCAUAACCGAGUUCACCAGUAACGUUUCCACUGCCUCCAUCUUUCUCCCCAUCAUAGGUAAAAUGGCUGAGGGGAUCUGUGUCCACCCCUAUUACCUGAUGAUACCAGCCACCAUCGCCUGCUCUUUUGCCUUCAUGUUGCCGGUGGCAACCCCGCCCAACGCUAUUGUUUUCUCAUACGGACGCAUCAAAGUGCUCGACAUGGUGAAGUGUGGUUUCAUGUUAAACCUGGGCUGUAUCCUGGUGCUGACGUUUGCCAUCAACACAUACGGGAUCCCCCUGUAUGGCCUGGGCACCUUCCCGUCCUGGGCCACCUGUGCAGCCAGCUCUGCAACCCAACUUCCCGCUAACAUCACUAGUACUGUACUCCCUGCCAAUCUUACUCUGGGAUAGAGAUGAUCCAGACAGGCGCUCAGCACAACGGCAGAAUGUAUGGCACCUGCGCAAAACCCUGAUUUUUCACGGUUUUUGUUGGAUGUUUUAUCAAUGUUGCAUCAAAA
Messenger RNA from Branchiostoma belcheri (Belcher's lancelet), 2385 nucleotides. RefSeq names its product solute carrier family 13 member 5-like. Gene Ontology annotation, cellular component: membrane. The record is from RefSeq and is a predicted model, not a curated record. NCBI's taxonomy places the organism in Eukaryota, Metazoa, Chordata, Leptocardii, Amphioxiformes, Branchiostomatidae. Gene Ontology annotation, biological process: monoatomic anion transmembrane transport. The transcript is spliced from 17 exons. Bases 242 to 2278 code for a protein of 678 amino acids. Gene Ontology annotation, molecular function: transmembrane transporter activity.